CAAUUCUGAAGAAAGAACCCGAAUUAGGUCGGUUCGGAGAAUCAAGGAAUUUACGCCGACAUUACUCUCCAGUUGAUAUAAAUUCCCCCAACUUUAAAAGAAACAUAGAGUUACAGAAGAGGCGGCAAGAAGAGUGUGGGUACGCAAUGUCAACUGCGGAUGGUGAUGUCUCAGAAAGCCUAUCUGAUAUUGACGAUGCAGAGGGUAAAAAUUAAUGGAAGACAAAAGCAGUGAUCCUGAAACGGAAAGUUACCCCCUGCCCAUGAUCCAUCAGCUUUCUUCAAGAUCACUUCCAUCAUAGCCACUUGGUCGUUGGGUACCUUAACAGCAAGCAGGCGGCACUGUUUAAAAGAAUGAUUUGGGAAGCAAUGAACAAGGACUAUAAUAAGGGAAAGAGUAGAAAACGAGCCAGAAUGGCCAAGAAAGCUGCUCCCGCAAAAAAGCCAGAAAAGGCUGUCAAAAUUUCUACUGUGAUGGAUACUAAGAUUAGGCUGAGUUCAAAAAUCAACUAUGAUGCUUUGGAUAAAUUAAACGAAGAGCUUGGUUAUGCACCUGCAUUCGAAGAAGGCACGAAUUCUAAUUGUGGCUGUCAUGGUGAUAUGCAAUUGUCAAAUGAGAAGAAGAACAGUUUUGAAGGCAGUCAUGAUGAUGAGUUUGGGCAUGAAAGUAAUGGAUACAGUGAAGAGGCUGAAGCCAGACAAGGCCAUGAUGAUGAUACAUAUGUUGCAAAUGACGAAUAUAAUGGAUGCAACUAUGAUGAUGAAUACAAUUACAAUGAGGAAUGCGAUUUUGACGAAUUAUGACUCAAA
This is a messenger RNA of Prunus avium (sweet cherry), 809 nucleotides long. RefSeq lists its product as uncharacterized. Lineage: Eukaryota; Viridiplantae; Streptophyta; Magnoliopsida; Rosales; Rosaceae. The record is from RefSeq and is a predicted model, not a curated record.